GGCGGCUGGCCACAUACACCAGGUCAGGCCCUGGGGAACGGGGCCACUGGGCCUCCCCCCAGCUGCGGUGGGCAGGGAGAGGGUGCCAGGCUGGUCAUGGGUGCAUGUGAGGGCAGAGGCUGCUUGAGGCUUCUCCUCGGCCCCUGGCAGCUGCCCCGCGUCCUCCUCCCCCAGCCCCCCAGCACUGCCGGUCCGCACUGUCGUUCUACUGACACCUCUUCCCGGGGCUUCUGACCAGCUUUGAGCCCCAGGAUGAAGGGCCCAUCCUUGCCGUGGCUUCUGGGGCCUCCUGUGGGAUCCACUGGACCCUGGGCACCCUUCUGUCACCUUCACUUCACAGAUCAUGAAAUGGGACUUGGGCUGAGCUCACCGCCCUGGCGAAGCACACCAACCCUGGGUGGGGGACUCCUCGGGGCCAGAUAGGGUGCCAGGCCACAUACGCCUUCAGGUGUUGGGCAAGCAUGGCGCCCUCUUCCAUCCUGUUUCCUCCUCUGUAGAGUAGUGGUGUGGCACCUCGUGCAGUCAGGUAGGAGAGUAGAGUUCUGAGGGCCCGUCCUGGGAGGUCUCAGAGCUACCCCUCCACGCCGUCAGCCACUCUGAGCUGCCUGUAGUGCCCUUCCUCCUCCUCAACCCUUCCAGGCUUUUAAGCCGAGUUGAAUAGCCACCUCCUCCAUGAAGCUGGAGGCCGUCCUGCUCCAAACCCCUCUGAUGGCAUGGAGCACGCAGGCCGGACCUCGAGAUCCUAGGUGGCAGGGCUGGCAUCAGUCAGCUUGCCACCACCCACCCAGGCCAGGCACUAGGUGCUGAGACUUUGGAGGGCUGGAGAGCCAGGGACGCCCAUGGGGGCGGGAUCAGCAAGGUCUGAGGCGUUAAGGGCAGCCUGGCAGGGUCUCUGCUGCCACCCCAGGUCAGGACCAGCACCAGCCUGGCUGAGCAUGCCCCCUUCCUGCCUCCCCUUACCCUUGGGCCCUGUGAGCCUCCUCCUCCUGGUGUCCAGGCUCUGCUGGGGCCUGCCCAGGUCAGACCUCCCUUCCCUACCCAGCAGGAAUGUGUCCUCCUGCUGUCCCCCAGGAGCUCUGUGGCCUGGGAUUUGAGGAGUGCCUGGGGUCCAUCCCCCAGGCUCACCAGUGCCACUUAACAAAUGGGGAAACUGAGGCCCAAGAGAAAGCAGUGCAGCGGCCGGGGGAUCGGCAGAGCCCCGGCCUGGUGUGGAGGCUCACCCCCUUGUCACUCGGGCUUGGCCAUAAGCAUCCGUCCAGCAGGGCCCAGUGCCAGCUGCAGCCCCAGGCUCACAGCUCAGUGGAGCGUGGAGGACAAGGAGGAGGCCGCCCCAGAGCAGUGCCGGCAUGAGCGAGACAGGCAGCUGCAGGCCCAGGACGAGGACGGAGGCCGCCAUGUCCCCGAACAGCCAGAGCAGGAGAUGCUCCUCAGCCCGAAGGCCUCGGAGGCCCCUGAACUGGAUGAGGAUGAGGGCUUUGGUGACUGGUCCCAGAGGCCAGAGCAGCAGCAGCUUGAGGGGGCCCAGGGCACCCCACACGGUGGAGAGCCCACCCGGUGCAGGAGUCCUGAGGGGGAGCAAGAGGACAGGCCCGGCCCGCAUGCCAGUGACGAAGGCCACCUGGAGGAGUUGAGUCAGAGCAAGGAGGGGCCAGACCCGGAGGACACCGUCCAGGACAACCUGGGGGCCGCCGGGGCCAAGGAGGAACAAGAGCACCGGAAAUGUCAGCAGCCCAGGACACCCAGCCCCUUGGUCUUGGAGGGGACCACCGAACACAGCCCGCCUCCCCCGAGCCCUACCACCAAAGUAGGUCAGCUCAUCGACAGGACCGAGUCUCUACACCGCUCCAUAGAGAAAAGUAACAGUGUAAAGAAGUCCCAGCCAGACCUGCCCAUCUCCAGGAUUGACCAGUGGCUGGAGCAAUACACCCAGGCCAUUCAGACCUCUGGCCAGACCCCCAGGCUAGCCCGCCAGGCCUCCAUAGAGCUGCCCAGCAUGGCUGUGGCCAGCACCAAGAGUCUGUGGGAGACCGGUGAGGUACAGGCUCAGUCUGCGGCCAAGACACCACCCUGCAAGGAUAUUGUGGCUGGAGACAUGAGCAAGAAAAGCCUCUGGGAGCAGAAGGGAGGCUCCAAGACCUCGUCGACAAUUAAGAGCACCCCAUCUGGGAAGAGGUAUAAGUUUGUGGCCACCGGACAUGGGAAGUAUGAGAAGGUGCUUGUGGAGGGGGGCCCAGCGCCCUAGGCCUCCCAUCUUGCUUCCUGGGUCUGCAGGUCCAGCCGGGUGGCACCCUCCAAGUACCCAGGGGAGAUUCCGGCCAGACACCCGCCCCUUGCCCUGGCUAAGAAGUGGCUUCGUGUUACCAGCAUGGCCUACCCUCACCUCUUUGAUGCCCCUUGCUGUCACCUCCUUUUGCUCCUGGACCCUUCAGCCUCCCUGCCCUUCCACUCUCUGACCCACCGCCCCCCCCCCCCGCCCAGCCUGCCCUGCACCCACCCAGCUCUGUUUCUCAUUACUUGGGGGAGGAAAGAAACUCCUGAUCAUUGGCCAAAGGGACUUACCCCUGGAGAGGCCAAGUGCCUUCUAGGAAGGUAAGAGGUUGAGUCACAGCCUGUGCAGAGAGGGCAAGUCACCCCCUAGAUCCGAGGGGAACCAGAUCUAAAGCUGACUGCAGCCAUGCAGGAGGCUGGAGGCUGAGGCCCCGCCACUCUUCGCUUGCUGCCCCACCCCGCAGUUUGUGUAAUAAAGCUCCCUGUGUAUUC
Messenger RNA from Callithrix jacchus (white-tufted-ear marmoset), 2760 nucleotides. NCBI's taxonomy places the organism in Eukaryota, Metazoa, Chordata, Mammalia, Primates, Cebidae. The record is from RefSeq and is a predicted model, not a curated record.